AUACUACACUUCUCUCUGUUUUUGCUCCCAUAUUAAAAAAAUGGACUUAUCACUAAGUUCAACACUUUCCUACGUAGUUCUCACAUUCACUCUCCUUCUCCUUCUCAAAUUUCUCAUUCCUACAACAAAAUCCAAUAAAAAAAAUCACUCUAAGCUUCCACCGGGACCCACCCCACUUCCCAUAAUAGGAAAUCUUUUAAAACUUGGCAACAAACCCCACCAUUCCUUAGCAAAUCUUGCUGACAUUCAUGGCCCAAUAAUGACACUUAAAUUAGGGCAAGUAACAACUGUAGUAAUUUCUUCGGCUGACAUGGCAAAAGAAGUUUUAUUAACACAUGACCUAAUAACCUCAAAUAGAACUGUCCCUGAUGCACUCUCCGUUCUCAACCAUGAUCAGUACAGUCUAUCUUUUAUGCGUGUCUCGCCGCGUUGGCGUGACCUUAGGAAAAUUUGUAACUACCAGUUGUUUUCAAAUAAAACGCUUGACUCGAGUCAAGCGUUAAGGCGUAGGAAGUUACAAGAUCUCCUUAAUGACAUCGAAAGAUGUAGCAAAGUUGGGGAGGCUGUUGAUGUUGGAAAAGCUGCUUUUAAGACGACGGUUAAUUUGUUGUCGAAUACUUUUUUCUCGGUCGAUUUUGUUCAUUCGGCCAAGGAAGCUGGAGAGUAUAAGGAGAUUAUUGUGAGUAUAUUGAAGGAAGUUGGAGUGCCGAAUGUGUCGGAUUUUUUUCCCAUGUUGAAGUUUCUGGAUUUGCAGGGUAUUAGAAAGCGUUCGAUUGUUUCUGUUAAGAAGGUUUUGAGUAUUUUUAAGAGAUUUGUAGGAGAAAGGGUGAAGAUGAGGGAAGGCACUGGUUCUAUUGGAAAUGAUGAUGUUCUUGAUGCUUUGCUUAAUAUGUCUUCGGAUGGUGGGAAGAUUGAGAUGGAUAAAGAUGAAAUUGAACAUUUGUUGCUGAAUAUAUUUGUUGCAGGAACAGACACAACAACAUACACACUAGAAUGGGCAAUGGCAGAGUUAAUUCACAAUCCAGAAAUGAUGUCAAAAUUAAAAGAAGAACUUGAAAAAACUGUUGGCAAAGGUAUUCCAGUUGAAGAAACCGACAUAGCUAAACUACCUUACAUGCAAGCAGUUAUAAAGGAAACAUUUCGUUUACAUCCACCAGUUCCUUUGUUACUUCCUCGUAGGGCAGAAAUCGAUGUUAAAAUUGGUGACUAUGUUAUUCCGAAAGAUGCACAAAUUUUGAUUAAUGCUUGGGUUGUUGGUAGAGACCCAACUAAAUGGGAAAAUCCUAAUGUUUUUAUACCAGAGAGGUUUUUGGAUAGUGAAAUUGAUAUUAAAGGACAUCAUUUUGAGCUUAUUCCAUUUGGUUCUGGAAGAAGAACUUGUCCUGGUUUGCCUUUGGCUAUUAGAAUGUUGCCUUUGAUGUUGGGAUCUUUGGUUAAUUGCUUUGAUUGGAAACUUGAAGAUGGUUUGAAUGUUGAGGAUUUCAAUAAGGAAGAUGAAUUUGGGAUUACUUUGGAAAAAUCUCAACCUGUUCGAAUUGUUCCAACUAAAUUGUAUUGAAAAAUAUGUUUCGUUUAUUACAGUUCAUGAGAAGGUAGUUGCAAGGACAUUUAACAUGUUGGGGAUCGAUUCGAGCUUAAGAUCCUUUUUUUUUUCAAAGUUCACUAAGAAAUAAUAAUGUUGCAUAUAUAUAUAUAUAGAGAGAGAGAUGCACAUGUGUGUUGUUCUAUUUAAAUAAACAAUCAAAGGGUCAAGUGCAAGUGUUAGUGGUGGUUUGUUUUUCUUGUUUAUUCAUAGUAAACCUGAUACUUCUUGUUGUGACCUUUAUGUCUUAAUGUUGAAAUUUGUUGGCUGAAUUAAUAGAAUUAAUAAAAAUAUGCAAGAGUUCUAGGCUGAUGUUAAUAUAUGUAAGCAAGCCAACAUUUAAGUUCAAGUAUGGUGAAUGAAUAUGGUCUUCUAUCUUAGAUGAGUUGAAUGCUUGAUUUUGGAGUUCCAUGUGCUUCUUUAUGAUAUCAAG
Cicer arietinum (chickpea) is the source of this 2015-nucleotide messenger RNA. RefSeq names its product cytochrome P450 monooxygenase (gene CYP). The record is from RefSeq and is marked validated. Gene Ontology annotation, molecular function: monooxygenase activity; iron ion binding; oxidoreductase activity, acting on paired donors, with incorporation or reduction of molecular oxygen. Lineage: Eukaryota; Viridiplantae; Streptophyta; Magnoliopsida; Fabales; Fabaceae.